AUGCUGCUGGCCUCCACCACCUCCGCUGUGCCUGGGCCCCUCUCUCCACUUAGCCCGCCAAGCAACGGCAGCCGGGAGGAGUCAUUGGACACCAGGGACCCAUUGCUAGCCCGGGCAGAACUGGCCCUACUUUCCACAGUCUUUGUGGCUGUGGCCUUGAGCAAUGGCUUGGUACUGGGGGCCCUAGUACGACGUGGCCGGCGCGGCCGCUGGGCACCCAUGCACGUCUUCAUUGGCCACUUGUGCCUAGCAGACCUGGCUGUGGCUCUAUUUCAAGUGCUGCCCCAGCUAGCCUGGGAUGCCACCGACCGCUUCCGUGGGCCUGAUGCCCUGUGUCGGGCCGUCAAGUACCUGCAGAUGGUGGGCAUGUAUGCUUCCUCCUACAUGAUCCUGGCCAUGACGCUAGACCGCCACCGCGCCAUCUGCCGCCCCAUGCUGGCAUACCGCCAUGGAGGUGGGGCUCGCUGGAACCGGCCAGUGCUGGUGGCCUGGGCCUUCUCGCUUCUUCUCAGCCUGCCUCAGCUCUUCAUCUUUGCCCAGCGUGAUGUGGGAGAUGGCAGCGGGGUCUUUGACUGCUGGGCCCGCUUUGCAGAGCCCUGGGGCCUUCGUGCCUAUGUCACCUGGAUUGCCCUGAUGGUGUUUGUGGCACCUGCCCUGGGUAUUGCUGCUUGCCAGGUUCUCAUCUUCCGGGAGAUUCAUGCCAGUCUGGUGCCAGGGCCAUCGGAAAGGGCUGGGGGGCGCCACAGAAGGCACCGGACAGGCAGUCCCAGAGAGGGAGCCCGGGUGUCAGCAGCCAUGGCCAAGACUGUGAGGAUGACACUGGUGAUUGUGAUCGUCUACGUGCUAUGCUGGGCACCCUUCUUCCUUGUGCAGCUAUGGGCAGCAUGGGACCCAGAGGCACCUCUGGAAGGGCCCCCCUUCGUGCUGCUCAUGUUGCUGGCCAGCCUCAACAGCUGUACCAACCCCUGGAUCUAUGCCUCCUUCAGCAGCAGCGUCUCCUCAGAGCUGCGCAGCUUGCUCUGCUGUGCUCGGGUGCAGGCCCCACCCAGCCUGGGGCCCCAAGACGAGUCCUGUGCCACUGCCAGCUCCUCCCUGGCCAAGGAUACUUUCUCCUGAGGAGCCAGUGGGCACUUUCCUUCCAAAAGCUCCAUGAAGCUCAGCUGCCUCUGGGGCUAGCUCUUCUAGGACUCACUGUAUACAAAGAGGCUUUCAGGCUCCAAGACUGUGAGAGUCCCUUAAGUUAGCUCCUUGUUCCAGGCAUGGGGAGAGACUAGAUAGGGCAGAGGAUCCCAGGGCCUGGGGGUGGCAGGUGACCUGUGCCCUGGAAAGU
Messenger RNA from Marmota flaviventris (yellow-bellied marmot), 1330 nucleotides. RefSeq names its product arginine vasopressin receptor 2 (gene Avpr2). Gene Ontology annotation, molecular function: peptide binding; vasopressin receptor activity. NCBI's taxonomy places the organism in Eukaryota, Metazoa, Chordata, Mammalia, Rodentia, Sciuridae. Gene Ontology annotation, biological process: positive regulation of vasoconstriction; cellular response to hormone stimulus; regulation of systemic arterial blood pressure by vasopressin. The record is from RefSeq and is a predicted model, not a curated record. Gene Ontology annotation, cellular component: plasma membrane.